UGGGGGCAGGGGAGUCGCAGGAGCCAGGCCGAGACUCUCCAGUCACUGUUACCUGUCACCCUAGGGCCAUUUGUCACGUGUUUCGGGACCAGAAGAGUGAAUGCCUAGCGUGAGGCCUCUUGGAUCCCUUAGGGCAGGCUUCCACCCUCGCUUUAGGUCCUGUCUUUUAAGCAGUACCCCUGAUGGCUCCUGCUCCCCGGGUACCGAACUUUUGAGCCCUGGCACUAUCCCCCAGCCCCGCCCUCCUGGUCUCCGUCCCUGUCCCCGACGUACUGGGCUGAGGAAAGGGGAAGUCAGAGAUCCGGGGCCAGCUGUGCAGCCAGGGAGAAGAGCUUUCUGGCUUCAGCGGCUAGGUUGGCUUCCUUUGGUCGCCAGGCCUCUCCCACCCUGCCAAAGUGCUGGCCAACCAGAGGUGCAGGAGCUUGAGGUUUUGAGGUUUGACCCAGAAGGAGGGUGAGAUUGGGGUGGGAACUUUUUUGAAGAACCACUCCUCACCCCCAUCAACCUGAGGGUCAACCUGUACCCUCAUGAGGGAUGAAUGGAGUGAUUUACUGGUAGACUUUUCUCGAAUUCAUUUGCCUAGAUGGGACUGAGUAGGUGAAACAGGGCAAUGAAUAUGUAAAUGCAGAGGGGACAGGCAGGGUGGGUCCAGAGCUUCUAGUUUUUCUCUUAAUAUGGAGUUGGAAACUCCCAGAGUUAUGAGCAACAAGACAUCAGAGAAAAAGGAAAUGAAGUUGGCUCUUUGGGGGUGGGGGCGGGGAGGAAGGAGAGGAGAAAUUCCCAUGGUAGGUUGUUCUUGGAGUUGCUGUUCCACAAACACUCUCAGGGGCUGAGACUAGUGCUCAGUUGCAUGGCUGUCCCUCCACCAUCUCUCAAAGUCCCCAGGUAGAAAAAGGGUGAGGAGGCCUUGGGUGGGGGAAGAGGGAGAAGGUGCACAGGAAGGAGGGCUGUCUCCUCCCCUGCUGCUGACCAAAGGUACACUUUAUAACCUCCCAGAUAAUCCCAAGGUCAUCUGGCUACCAUUGCCCCACUCUGCCCCUCCCUUUCUCCUGUGCUGAGAAGCUCAAGGCCCAGCCCCAGCCUUGGAGCCUAGAGGAUCAGGUCAGAGGUUAGACAACUGGAUGGCCUCAUUCGGAAGCCGCUCUUGCCUUCCCUUCUAUUUCCCUCCCCCAAGCUGGCCAAGAAAGGGUAUCCCUGAAUCCCAAGGGAAUCCCUUCAGGAGGGAGAAUGCCUGUGUUGUGGGGGGGAUUGCCAUGAUUUCAGGUCAUUUAAGGUUAGGUGGGGCAGAUGGUCCAGUGGCACAGGUGGGGCGAUGAGAAGGCAGUGACAGGGAGGAAUAAAUUCUCAGCCCAUCCUUUCUGGCUUUUUUGGGAGCGGGGCUUUGAGUCUAGAGGAGGAAGGGAAGUUGCAUGCUAGAGGGGAGAAUCCCAGGCUUUCUGGGCUUCAUUGAUUGGUUUAUUUGUUGAUGUUAUAGCAGAAUUUGGGUUCUGGCUUUCUACAGAAAGAAACCCAGUUUUCCUGAGGUGGUCAUGGGUGAUAAAAUCAGGUGGAGAGGGGCUUCUGAGGCCCAGAGAAGUAUACUUUUGAACUCACAGAAAGUUAAAGCAGAAAAGAACUUCUUCAGUCACCUGAUCCGGCCUUUUAUUCCUAGGUUGGCUUGGGAGGAGGAAGGGGCUCCAGGCCAGGGCAGCUGACCAAACUGGCCUUCUUCUAGGGCACCCCGCACCCCCUCCCCUCCCACAGUGUACACAGUCACCUUCACAAGCUCAAGUGCCUGCCUAGUCAUUGGCCUCCAAGGCCAUGCAGCCCGAUUUUUUCCUGCUCCUAAAUGUCAGCUCCCCUUGCAGUCAUCUCAGUGGCCCUGCCUUUUGUGAUCUUUCUCAGGAGAGGGGCACAGGAGGUGACCAUUGUCAUCUCCCACCUGACUCACCCUGUAGUCUCCAGGGAAACCUUGGGGUGGAGGUUGGUGUGCCAGGGGUUUGAGAAAGAUCAUAUUGUCCUGAUGUCCUCACCCCGCCUAGAGAGUGGGAGAGGGGCAUUGGCAGGUGGAUGCUGCUGAAAGGUGUGAGAAUGUACCUUUGAGCUCAGUCAAGCUGACUAAAGUUUGGAGGGGAGGGUGAUGUUUCCUUCAUAAGCCCUUCUGGGGAGGGUUGGUUGACACCAGUGGGAAAGGAAGGGAGGUCUUGAAGCAGCCAGCUCAGAGACUGCUGGUACUGUCAGAAGCAGCAUGAGGUGGGAUGAAAGAUCUCUCUUAUUAUUUGCAGGCAGAGGAGAUGCUCUUGAUGGGGAAGAGGCAGAAAAGAGAUCUCCUUCCAUUACCAGAAUCCCUGCCCACCUUCUCCCUCAGAACAGGAGGCUUGCAUUUAUACAUGAGCUUCCUCUAUUGGUCUGCACAGUUCUGCCCUCCCAGGGAGUGCCCUAACCCCUGGAUUUUGAACAAAGACGACAAGCUUUGGGGAAGGACAGUCCGGCAUCUUUAUAGCCAAAAGGCAGCUCUGAAAGGAGAGAGUUCUAUGGGUGGUGACAGGGGAGGGAGAUGUGACCUGUCGAAUGAGGAGGACAUCCUCUCCAUGUUCUCUGCUGUCCGCUCUCAGCACAGUGGUGUGGACAUCUGUAUCAACAAUGCUGGCUUGGCCCGGCCUGAUACCCUGCUGUCAGGCAGUACCAGCGGCUGGAAGGACAUGUUCAAUGUAAAUGUGCUGGCGCUCAGCAUCUGUACCCGGGAAGCCUACCAGUCCAUGAAGGAGCGCAAUGUGGACGACGGGCACAUCAUUAACAUCAACAGUGCAUCUCUCCAGGCUUGGUGGAAACACAGUUCGCCUUCAAACUCCAUGACAAGGACCCUGAGAGAGCAGCUGCUACCUAUGAACGCAUCAAGUGUCUCAAACCUGAAGAUGUGGCUGAGGCUGUCAUCUACGUCCUCAGCUGUCCCCCUCAUGUCCAGAUUGGAGACAUCCAGAUGAGGCCCACGGAACAGGUGACCUAGUGUCCAGUGGGGAGCUCCUCCUCUCUGCCCCUCAUGGCUUAGCUCCUGCCUGUGGAUUUUAGGUGUUGAUUUCUGGACCCCUGGAUUCCACUUUCUGACCCCACCCCCACCAAGGGCUAGAAAAUUUGUAAAAGGUUUUUAAAUCAGCUUGUCAGAUUAUUUCCAAUGCAAAUGUGAAAAAAUGGGCUGGGGAGAGGUGGGGUCCAUGAUUAUUUUGCCUGUUAGUUUGUUGUGGGUCCCUUUCUUGGGCUCCUUGGCCUUUAUCUGCUCUCCUCAGUCUUUCUUCCAUUUGAUCUGGGAAUAGGAAUGUGGCCUAAAGGGGGGGGCUUCCCUCUAUCUUCUUGCAUCCCAGCUUCUUCCCUUCAGGGUUUAAGUGGCAGAGAGAGGCCAUCACCUUAUAUUGGAAUGGUUAUCUAGGGCUCCAGGGCUAGCCCCCCAACUCUCCACCUCAAUCUUGGCUUCCUGCCCCCAGAAGGGUCAUCAUUCCCCUCAAUGACAGCAGAAUACCAGAGCCUGGCUUCACUGUGAUGAUUAAAAAAAGAAAAAUGGCAACCAACCUACCUUGGUUUCAGGAGUG
Molecule: messenger RNA, 3563 nt
Organism: Fukomys damarensis (Damara mole-rat)
Lineage: Eukaryota; Metazoa; Chordata; Mammalia; Rodentia; Bathyergidae
Gene: Dhrs11
Product: dehydrogenase/reductase 11
Exons: 6
Coding region: 2238-2963 (241 amino acids)
Source: RefSeq, a predicted model, not a curated record